AAUUUAGCGAGAAUUCCAUUGGAGAUAGAUCGAUCCAAAGUUAGUCCGAUAGGGGCUGGGAAUAGACCGCUUUCACACGAUCAUCAAACAAAAUUGUAGGACAUCUCAAACUGUUUGCUCUAUGGAGGUUAUCAGGUAACUAACGCCGCGCGCUCGGCACACAUUAGGAAGGAACUCGGCGCAGAAGCUCUUUAAUACCACAGCAGUCGAGGAAGAUGGGUCUCCUUCACCUACUUGUGUUCCUGGUCAUGGUGGCGACAUGCCGGGGUGUGACCACAGAGAAAAUACCCACCACUUUCUGCGAGACUCAACAGCCCUGCAGGAGUGGAGGGACAUGCAGAAACAGUGAAUUCUACCCAUACUACUACUGUAUUUGUCCCAGAUACUACACGGGGCAGAAGUGCGAAUAUAAUUACGGGCCUGUUAAUAUUGGACGUACGACUGGGUAUCCAAAUUAUCAAACAACUGGAUCACCGCUUUGUUCAAAACCAAACCAAGAUACCACCAAUGUUCCGGUGCGUCUUGUUGCCGGUCCUCAUCCACUGGAGGGUCGCCUGGAGGUGUUUUACUGCGACCAGUGGGGGACAGUCUGUGAUGACUCCUUUGACUACAGAAGUGCACGUGUUGUCUGUAAGAUGCUUGGACACGAGUAA
Lingula anatina is the source of this 653-nucleotide messenger RNA. RefSeq lists its product as uncharacterized. Lineage: Eukaryota; Metazoa; Brachiopoda; Lingulata; Lingulida; Lingulidae. Gene Ontology annotation, cellular component: plasma membrane. Gene Ontology annotation, molecular function: serine-type endopeptidase activity. The record is from RefSeq and is a predicted model, not a curated record. Gene Ontology annotation, biological process: zymogen activation.